Salmo salar (Atlantic salmon) is the source of this 3825-nucleotide messenger RNA. Its product is annotated as pleckstrin homology-like domain family B member 3. NCBI's taxonomy places the organism in Eukaryota, Metazoa, Chordata, Actinopteri, Salmoniformes, Salmonidae. The record is from RefSeq and is a predicted model, not a curated record.
GAGUGGAGAGAUUUACGUGGCAGCUAUUGACGCUUUCCAAUGGCCCUUGGCUUUGACAGCGACACAAGACCACCCGCGAGGUGUGUUGUUGGCAGGGUGCCAAGCCAAACUGCUUUUGCGUUAGCCUAUAGCGAGCCUAUAACGAGGGCAUUACAAAGUCAUGUCGUCGCGGGAAAUCCCAGAAUAGAGUUCUCAUUUCGGUGCGGAGCCCCCUCACAAAUAGACCACAGAAACCGUAUAGUCAGUGACGCGCUCAGUCGCGUUUUCACACUAACUUUGUGUCUGUCAGUGUGUCCGCCUCACAUGCAUUCCGUUUCACAUGUUGACGACGACAGCUCACUGUGAUCUGUCAUUUAUACUGGGAUUGAUAUGAAAGGAUUGAAUCAAACCAGAAAGAGAGAGGAGAACAUAGACACCAAAGGUCUUCAGAUGGGAUAUGACAGCCAACAGAAACUCUGAAAGUUCUCUGGAUAUAGUUGAAAUGAUUGAAAGCGAAAGCGCGCUCCCCGUCUAAACCCAUCACUUCGUUAUUUAGUCACUCUGUUUUUACUAGCGUCUAUUUUCUUCAAAUUCAAGAACAACAAUAUACAUUCCCCACAACAAGAACACUUUUGAAGAGAAAGCAACAUAUUCUCAGAAAUGCCCCUCCACAAUAUGGACCCCCCGAGGAGCCGAUGGGAGCAGGGCUUGCGGCCGCCGUGGGUCGCCCGAUUGGCUGGAGGGCAAAGCCCCGCCUCUUCAGGGGUGGAGUCAGACACAGAGAGCAGCAGCACAGAGAGCGAGAGGUCUCCAGCCAAACGUUCAGAGGCGCGGUCACCGAGGAUCCUACCGUUGCCCUCCAUGCUGCAACAGCGAAUCACAGAGAUCGACCAGCAGAGGGAGGAGCUAAAGAUAGAGCUGCAGCUGGAGAUAGCCCUGUUGGAGGGCGAGCUGCAGGAGGAGAGGAACGAGCUGCGCAGGCACACUCUGUAUCUACAGACACUGCAGGAGGAAGGCGGGCAGGAGGAGACACACAGACAGACGGACAGACAGAAGGAGCGAGCCAGUCUGGAGGUGGAGAGGGCCCGGGUUGAGGAGCUGAGGAGUAGGUUGGAGGAGAAGGAGACACUGAUCCCCAGUCAGCCAGAGGGCCAGAGAGAGCAGCUACUGAUCCAACUACAACAGGAGAAAGAGACGGUGGAAGCAGCCGGCCGCGUGUUUGAGGACUGGGAAUUCCGUGUCCUGGAGAGCGAGGCCGGAGUAGAGGAGGAGGAGAGAGAAGGAAAGAUAGAAGGGAAGGAGAGAGGGAACGAGGAAGAUAAGGAGAAGGAGAUCUCAUGCCAAAAGCAUGCUGUCAACUCAGCGCAGGAGCGAGUCCAGCAGCUUGAGAAGCAGUUGAAGGAGAUGGAGCGAGAGAAGGAUAGAGAGAUGAAUGCCUUCAAGAAGGAGAGGAAAGAAUUGCUCCACACCACUCAAAGGGUCUUGAAAGAGAAGAAGCCACUCGCUGAUUGGUCCAACAUCCCCAGCUCGGUCCCUUGCAUGAUGUCACUCUCGCCGCUGACCAUUCACAAAUCACCUCAGGAACAAGCCAAAGAAUCCGCCAGUUUACCCCGGAGACGGAGCUCGCACCGCAACAAUAAGCUCGCCGAUAGGCCGGUCUCGGCGCAAGGGCUGGUGAGAAUGGUACCUGACAGUCCGAGCCCAGAGCGCUUCACUUCCCCUCUCCCCUCCCACCGGCACAGCAACGGGCACAGCAACGGGCACAGCAACGGGCACAGCAACGGGCUCAGACCUGAGCCCAGCAAUGGCAGUGAUCUCCUCACCCCCUGUAGCAGUGCUAGUAGCUCCCGUGCUGCCAGCCCAAGUCUGGGACUGUUAAACCUGGUGGAGAUUGAGAGGAGACUGAGGGAGGCCAAGGCAGAGAGAGAGAGGCUUCUCAAAGAGAGGGAGGAAAGGAGGCAGGUGGUGGUGGAGGAGAGGAGGCAGAGAGAGCUGGAGGGCCGAGGAGCAGCAGAACCAUUAAAGUCCCAGAGCAGGCUAGUCCCUGACCCAGAGGAGAAGCCAAAAACCAUCAGUCCUGUCCCCAGCUCCCCUGAGCGCUCCCUACCUCUCUUCCUCUCUGCAAACUUUGACCUGCGGGCCCACGUGGAGACGCUGGGUCACGGGGUGGCGGGGUGCAUGGGCCUGCGUAUGUCCCCGCGCCGCUGUGCCGGCUUCUUGACCAAGCGUGGCGGGCGGGUCAAGACCUGGAGGAGGAGGUGGUUCCUCUUCGAUAUGGAUCACAGGCGGCUAGCCUACUACACAGACUGUGAUGAGAGGAAGCUAAAGGGGGUGAUCUACUUCCAGGCUAUAGAGGAAGUCUACUAUGACCACCUGCGCACAGCCACUUCAUCUCCGCGGCCCAGCCUUACGUUCUGUGUGAAGACGUACGAGCGCCUCUUCUUCCUGGUGGCGCCCAGCGCCGAGGCCAUGAGGAUCUGGAUGGACGUCAUUGUCACAGCAACAGACGAGCACAGCCGCUACUGACCUUGACUUUACACCUGUCCCCUUUCCUGUGUUUGUCUGACCUACACCUUGGACUGAACCUCCAUUCAGCUGGCUGACUUGGCUAACCUGGCUACAGUUUCAGCAGUUGACAUUAUGUUGGGCAAACUGCAAUUUUCAACCUCCACCCUCUGGACCCAGCUAGGCUGCCAUUUUGCUGCCUGAACUUUACGUCAUAUGAGUGGUGGAGGUGAGGAGUGAUGAGCUGAACAUAAUGUUCAGGAAAGCUCUUCCUGAAGGAACCGACAUUUGAUUCUGGAUAGUGUCUUAGGAGCUUUGAUGACAUGGGACUGAGUGGCAGACUGUUACAGGUUCUGUGUGGAACAAGAGACGUUUAGAGGAUGGAGGAGGGACAAGGCCAUGGGAAUAUAAAGACGUGGACGUGCAAGCUCGAGUAACCAUUGGCGAUCUUAGAGUCAGUGCCAACCAUGAUAUACUGACAGACAAACCUUUGAUGUCUUUUUAUUAGUCUCAAAUCAGGAUUUAAUGGUUGCUGUCUCUCUAGCAGCUGUGUUUGAGCUCCCUCUUGUGGCCAGACUGAAGAAUUGAAGUACUACAGCUUCCAUUGAAAUAUACAGGUAGCUGCCAAAAUAACGGAAACACCAGCAUAGUGUGUCUUAAUAGGUCGUUGGGCCACCACAAGCAAGAACAGCUUCAAUGCACCUUGGCAUGGAUUCUACAAUGGUCUGGAAUUUUAUUGGUGGGAUGCGACACCAUUCUCCCAUAAGAAAUUUGAUAAUUUUGUGUUUUGUUGAUCGUGGAAAACACUGUCUCAGGCGCCGCUCCAGAAUCUCUCAUAAGUGUUCAAUUGGCUUGAGAUCUGGUGACUGGGUUGGCCAUGGCAUAUGGCUUUACGUCGUAUUAAUGCUCAUCAAACCAUUCAGUGACCACUCGUGCCCUGUGGAUGGGGGCAUUGUCAUCCUAUGGUGGCAUAGCCAUGGUAGACAAAAUAAUAGCCAAAAUUAUGGCCUGCUCAGCAUUUUUAUACAUGACCCUAAGCAUGAUGGGAUAUCAAUUGUUUCAUUAACUCAGGAAGCACCUGCUUUCAAUAUACUUUGUAUCCCUCAUUAACUCAAGUGUUUCCAUUCUUUUGGCAGUAACCUGUACAUGUAUGUCUGUAUUGAACAUUUGUAUAUUUUUCAUCUGUCAAAAGGGCUGUUCAGAGUCAAUCAAAACACUGACCGAUCGUUCAGUUCUCAAAAUGGAUUGUUUUUUUUUGUUUUUUUUUACAAUAUCAACACAGAAAUACUAUAUGCUUAUAAAUAUGUAUUAUUAUUAUGAUCAUUAAAGGUUAUUCAUACA